This is a messenger RNA of Plutella xylostella (diamondback moth), 2518 nucleotides long. Its product is annotated as transmembrane protein 39A. The record is from RefSeq and is a predicted model, not a curated record. NCBI's taxonomy places the organism in Eukaryota, Metazoa, Arthropoda, Insecta, Lepidoptera, Plutellidae. Gene Ontology annotation, cellular component: membrane.
CAGAACGCACUUGUCUUGCGGGGGUCGACUAGACUUCUAUCGUGUUUUGUGUAAAAUCAAAAUAAAUAAUUGCAAAUCUUUUUUCAAUAUUAAAACAUGUGAGUGAUGAGUUGUACCGAAAAUGAGAGUGGCCCUUUUGUCGUAUUCUUCUUACCAGCCGUGGUCGGGUGCUUGACUAUACUACUGGCGAAACGCUGGGCGAACUCGCAGGUAGUCAGCGGAUCCUCCACAGCUGUCUCAAGGCGGCGAAAAAUCAUUAAAGAUCCUUUAAUUAAGCGUCCUCUUCCGCCUAUUGCCCUGAAAAUGUUGCCGCCGGGCUCCAAGAAGGCCAAUGGUGUCACAAAAAAGGGAUGCAUUGGUGGGGACGAGGAACUGAUGCAGAAGCGUGUGAGCCAGCCGGCCCGCGUGUCCCCUUCUUCCAGUCCUAGCGGAGCAUCAGACAUGAAGUACAACGAGGGGCCAGUGGCUCCGAAGCACAUCCCGUUCCCUGUGAUCCCUCACGAUGGGGAGCUUCUGUUUGAGUUCAUGACGCUCGUGUUCACGCUGCUGGCGGCCGCGCUGCAGUUCCUCAACCUGUAUAGGACCGUGUGGUGGCUGCCGCACUCACACACUAAUCAGGCUAUGAAUUUCUACCUGAUUGACAUACAUCUGGUGUCGUUCAUAGUGGCAAUUCUGUCUAGGAGGUUCUUACUGAGCUUGACCAUGGCUAUUCUACGCUCAUUCUUGAACCCCAAAUUCUUGCCACAUGCUACUGUGGCUUCCAGGAUGUUCAUUCUGGGUGUGAUCCUGGGCGUGCUCGCGUGGUGCACAUACUUCAUCGCGCUCAAGUACCCACUCAUGAAGCUGUUCUAUCUGUGUUAUCCAGCAAUAAUCUACUUCCUCCUGUUCGGGUUCCGCGCGACCCCGUUCCUCGCGCUGGACACGGGCGGCGCGCGCAGCCUGCACUCCUGCUCCUCCGACCAGAGGCAGGUCCGAGCCGAGGUGGAGAUGUUCCGACAAGACUUCAACUACAGACUCAACAUGAUACUGUUCAACUCUGUGUGCGGAGCGUACUAUACGAGCUUUGUACCGUGCUGCUUUGCACAGUCCUAUCUCUACUACUCGGUGUCCCUAACGUCCCAGCAGACGGGCUUUGUUUGGGGCGCGCUGUUCUGCCGGCUCGGGGCGGCGCUGCUGCCCGCGCGGUACUGCGACGUGGCGCACCGCGCCGCGCUGCACCAAGCGCCAUCUAGCGACAGCCCUAGUCCGUCGUCGUGGUGCGGCGCGCGGCUGUGGGCGCCCGACCCCUCGCACGACAGGUUCUAUGCGGUGUUCAAGAACCCUUCAACACUACUCUGCGUAUUCCUGUGUCUACAACUGGCACUGAUCUUCGUUCAGUUGUGUCUUUUAUUCAGUAAUAUACCCUGGCAUGGGUACCUUGCAAUAUUCCUGCUUCUCUUCAUGAACUAUUACACCAUGUUCAAACUAGUCCGGGACUAUAUUGUGGCCUGGAAAGUGUACAAAGCGGAGAGCAUGAUACAAGAGAAAAAUAUCAACGCACCCGUUACGUAGAUCUACACAACAGUUGGUUUGGGACUUUAAGGUUGACUGUUCCUUGAUGCAUUUAUUUAUAAAGUGUUAGCAUUUGUAUGGCAGUGUGUAGAGACGGUCAAGCAAUAGUCAACUGUGAAGACACAUUCUCCAUCAGUGUAACCAUGUCGCACAAAAAUGCUAUCCAAAAUCUCGAAAUUCCUAUUUAGUUUUUGUUGUACUUAAGUGAGGUAAAUAUGUUUUUUUGGUAUGUUUGGACGAAUCGGUUUAUUUUUGUUUUAUAUUUGUACAUGACUGAUGUGGCAGUUGUUGAUUGAUUUAACUUUUUUCUUAAUUAAACCCUGUGAGCUUUGUUUUAAAACUACCAUGAAUAAAGAAACAAUAUCAAAAUGGCGGACAUAAGGUGUGAGUAGGAUAGAGUAACAUACCUACAAUCACAGGGAAAUAAGAGUAAAUUUUAAUAUUGUUUCUUUAUUCAGGGACGCUCUAACAGUUGGUAAUAAUUAGGUUAGGUUAAUACCUAUCUAAUGACCCUUUAACAUGGCUUUCAACAAGUCUUGUCAUGUCUUUCUGUCUCGCUUGCUCCUACCGCACGGCCUUGAGAGUGAGCAAGACACAAACAUUGACACUGCUGGUGAGUGCUCACACUGUAGGCAGUCAGUUGUUUCUGUUUUUUUUUAUUCAGCUGCUCUUUCUAUUCCUAAGUCAAAUGAAUAACCUGAAUAGAUAACCUGACCUGAUAAUGUUAAAAUGGAAAAUUGGGAUAAAAGUGUAGCUAAAUGUUGAAUAAUCAAUAUUCAUAUAAAUGUUUUAUCUAAAAAAUAUUCCAUUCCAAAGUUUUCUAUAUUUUUUCAUGAUUAUCUUUGUAAGAUGUAGGAUGUUGAAAUAGUUUUUUUAGAGUUAAUCAAAACAAUAUGUCAAUGAACUUUGUCAUAGUAACUUUUUAAUGUUUCAAACUCAGAACAAUAUAUUUAUCAUACGCUUGCCA